AUUUCCCGAAAUAUUAAAUUAUAUUUCUUUUAUUAAAUUGAAGUUUUUGUUGUUAUAAAGUCAAUUUUUUUUUAACAAGAAAUCAUUACUACCAUUUUCUGUAAACUAAAAUAAAGAAAAGGUCAACGCAUAUUCUUGAACCGAAAGGGUCCACGUAUAGCCUUGAACAAGUUAUCCACGAAUAUUUUAUCACCUUCGGGAAAUGGAAACAAUAUCCCGUUUAGUAGACCUUGGAGAUUUUUAUCUCCAGGUCACAUUAAUCAAGAAGCACGAUGGUAUGACCCUGGGAGAAGGACGCCGGAAGGAAAAUCAACCACCGACGUAUGGGAGUAGACGGAAAAAAUGUUAUAAUUGUCAGGGAGAGGGUCAUCUCAGACAUCAAUGCACGCAACUACCCAGGGAUCGUGUACCUAUGGGGGUGUUAUCGGAAAAUGCGCGGGUAGAACCAUAUGAAGAAAAAAGAAAGAUAUAUAACGAGAUGAAUGUGGAGCAGCCGACAACUUCUGUUCUUAUGGGACCGGCCAUACCUGCGGAUAAGCGUCCUCCGAAAAGACCAAGUUAUAAUGAUGGACUGCCACAAUUAGGGAAUUCUCGCUGACAUGGAUAUGUUGCAGAGAGCUAUGGCUACAAUAGAUACUGAGGUUCUACCGACGACUAGUGCAGGGGAUUUUUGGAGCAGUCCCAUGUCGGCUUAGGGUGAGGAAUAUUCAUUUAACAUGAAGAUAUUCCUAGAUCAAACUUUAUGUUACAAAAGAUAUUAAGAAAGUGUCACACUUACUAGUGUAGGACAAGGCUAUAAACAGAGGAUAUUCACCAAAGAAGAAGGAAAUAUAACUAAAUAUCCAAGCUGGCCAAAUUUUUUAUGACCUUUCAAUGAAAAAGAAAGACAAUUCAAUGGCUGGCCAUGACUGGUACUUAGGAUUUAUGUUAAAUCCCACUCUCUCCUUAAGGUCCCCUGGGGCUACUAGUAUUCCUAGGGAUGAAGAAAAUGAAAGGUUUAUUAAAUGAUAUGUUAAAUUAGAAUGUAUGGCAAUUUACAACAUGGAUAACUGGAUUUACCACAGUUCAAACCCCUUCCAAGAUAAUUGCACAGAAGGGUCAAAACCGGUAGUAUCUAUGACUUCCGCAGAAAGGGAAAAUGAACUUAGAAAUUUUGAAUGGAUAGAUUCAAAAGAGCUUAAAAAAAAUCAAGAACAUUUUUUAAACCUAUAUUCCUGCAAAAUGCUUAAUCGGUCUAACGAUUGUCCUGUUGAUGGAAAAUGGUCUCGUUGGAGCGAAUGGUCAUCAUGUGAUAAUAUAUGUGGAAUGGGAAAAAAGAUCCGUUAUCGAUUAUGUAAUAAUCCCCUACCCCAAAAAUUAGGAUUUUAUUGUUUAGGAAUGGCUCAUGAAACUUCAGUAUGUUGGAACAAAUGCAACAUCACUUUAAAUAGUAUAAAAAAACUUUCUUGGGAAUAUUUGAGUGAAAAUCAAAAAAUCAUGUUCAAUAAUAUUGCUAUAAAAUAUCCAAAUAUUUCCAGUCAUUGUUUGUAUAGCCAAUGCCAUUUUGAUCAACUCAAGGAAGAAAUUAAUAACAUUAAUACUGUGCAUAUGUUUUGGGCCAUUAUAAAUUGCUUAAAAGAAUUAAGAGGUUGUAAAGAUCAGUCAUUUUGGGAAAUAUGGUCUAGUUGGAGUCAGUGCUCAGUUGAAUGUGGCAUUGGACAUCGAUAUCGUUACAGAAUAUGUUUAAAUCAAAAAAUAAAUUCUAAAUGUGAAGACUCUUAUAUAGAUACUGAAGAAUGUUAUUCCAAAAAUUGUUUGUCAAAAAAUUACACUACUAUGUUAUCCGAAUGGUCAAAAUGGUCUAUAUGUUCAGUUAACUGUGGUAUUUAUGGUGUACAAAAAUCUGAAAGAAAAUGCAUUUAUAAAGAAAAUGUUGAAGGAAAUACAUUCCCAUAUGAUGUAAGAGGAUGUUUCAUUGGAAAUGAGAUAUAUAUCGAUUCAAUAGAAAUUAAUAGACCUUGUUAUGAAAUAUGCACAAUUAAUGGAGCUUGGGGCAAAUGGAAUGAUUGGAAUAGUAAUCUGUGUAGCGCUAAAUGUGGAGUCGGUCGAACAAUACGUCUAAGAAAAUGUAACCAGCCGAAUCCUACAGGUGGAGGUGUGUGCAAUAUUAGUGUUGAGGGAGAGGUUCAAGAAGCAUUAUGCAAUUCUUCUAUGUACUCUCCAUCUAUUUGUAAAUCAGAAAAUAUAACCUCACUGAGUCAAUGGACAAAUUGGCAUGAGUGCAAUGAUCUGAAUUGUGAAUAUGAAACUUAUUUCAAUAUUACUAAUGUACUAAAUGUUACCUAUUUGAAAUCAAACUUUCGAUAUCAAAUUACAAUAUGA
Gordionus sp. m RMFG-2023 is the source of this 2361-nucleotide messenger RNA. RefSeq names its product A disintegrin and metalloproteinase with thrombospondin motifs adt-2-like. Lineage: Eukaryota; Metazoa; Nematomorpha; Gordioida; Chordodea; Parachordodidae. The record is from RefSeq and is a predicted model, not a curated record. The coding region runs from base 1027 to 2361 and encodes 444 amino acids. The transcript has 13 exons.